GCGCUUGAACGAGAGGGCAGAGCUUAUCGAUCCACCAGGACGCACAGCUCAGGAUCCAGCCGAUGCAGGUGACUUUCCAUACCCUGUUAGUAUUAUCCAGGACCGGUACGGGGAUAAGGGUCUUGUAACAACACACAAUCCCGACCCAACCGUUGUCUCGGAGGAUUCUGGAGAGUGUCUGUGCGAAUGGAGGGGUUAGAGGGCCAAGAGUUGAAACAAUAACUCCCUCUGGUCUGCUCUCAUAAACUUGAACUGCUCAAAUGGUGAAAAUCUUGCCACGUACAUAACCUCCACAUUUAUAUUUUUCCUUGCUUUACUUCGCUAUCCUUGCUCUAUUGCCUUCUUUCUCAGGUCGGUUUUCAUUAUUUUCGUAUGCUACUGCCAUCGUUUACUUGAUUCUUUUUUUGACUGGUUUCUUUCCAGGGCCCGGGCGAAACUAAGGUGUCAUUGUUUUUUUUUUUUUUUUCCCUUUUAUUCAUUCAUUCGUAAUUGUCCAACCACCACACCCAGGAGCAAGGCAGAAAACAAGGAUUUGUAUGUAUGUAUGUAUGUAUGUUGUGUGUAUGUAGUAUGUAUUCUACGACAUAGUUAUCGGAAAGGAGAAGGUGUCUGUUCUGGUCAUGGCACGACAGCAUGAUAUAUCAAACGCUGUGACGUUACGGGGAGCGGUAUCUAGUGUUUCUGGCCCGUUUUUUCUUCACUUUUUUUGUCAAAUCCUUUGACAGUUUGAGGGUACAGCCCAAUCGCUGUAUUUGACCGGGUAGAUCAUGACAUGAGAAUCCAAAAGUAUACGCAUCCCACCGCUGUCGAACGCCCGCCAAUCCUCAUUUCCAUUUUUUCACCACACAAGUCGGAGGGUAUGAUAGCGGGUAACCUUGGCCUUGUUUUGAGGAUCAAGAAACCUUUGAUGAUAACUAUGGCUCUUUUGAUCCCCUAUGCUUGAGCACUUGUAUCAAGGCAUACUCAUGGUAACUCACUCGUAGCGAGAAGCACGUGGUUUAGUCUUGGCAGAAGUGUGAUGGGAAUAUUAUAUUUUUCUUUCUUUUUUCCGCGUCAGCCACAGUUAGCCCACCAUAUUACGAGUACCGGUACAUCAACAACCCUCUUCCUUCUCCUUCACGACCACCACACCAUCACCACGACCACAAAAACCCCGUAACACACAAAGAAGAAGAAGAAAAAAAGAGAAAAAAAUGUCCCUCGAUAAACAAGCUGCCGCCUUCAUCCGCUCAGCCCAAGCGGGCCUAACCAGCCAGCGUCGCACUGUGGCGGCCCCCCAACCCACCACCACCACCAGCGCGGGGCCCCAGACCACGCUGAAGCGCAAAAAGAUCGUUGACCGUAGCAAGCCCGUGCCCGCACCCAUAGUCUACAGCCAGCCAACCGACACCUCCCUGAUGGGACAGCACAUCCUAACGCAGGUCCACCACGCCGUCCAAUUCCUUAAAUCCCGCGAGAGCCCGCAAACGAUGCAGCAGAUCGCCAGUUACCUCUCCAUAAGCAUGACGCCCUCCCUCCUGGAGAUACUGAAGCGCAACGAGCGCAUAACCUACGAUGCCUCUGCUGACACCUUUGAGUUCAAGCCCAUCCACAACAUCCGCAGCGCGCAGGCCCUCCUCGCCUUCCUGCAGCAGCAGACGACGGCGCAGGGACUCAGCGUCAAGGAGCUGAAAGACGGGUGGUCCGGGGCCAUCGAUACCAUCGCGGAUCUGGAGGAACGCUCCGAGAUCCUGGUCACCCGGACCAAGAAGGACAAUCAGCCCAGGAUGGUCUGGAUCAAUGAUCGCACGCUGGACGUCGUCGUCGAGGAGGAGUUCAGGAAUAUAUGGCACAAGGUCGUCAUCCCCGCGCCCGGGGAGCUACCGGGGGAGCUGGAGAGGGCUGGUUUGAAGCCUACCAGCGUCGAUCCUGCCACCGUCAAGAAGGAUGUCAAGGCGACGCAGAAGGGGAGGAAGAGGACGGUUAAUCGUAGGGUCAAGAUCAGCAAUACACAUAUGAACGGGAUCCUGAAGGAUUCGAAGGAUUUGAAGAGUGGUGGGUGGAAAAAAUGA
Tuber melanosporum (Perigord truffle) is the source of this 2051-nucleotide messenger RNA. RefSeq lists its product as uncharacterized. NCBI's taxonomy places the organism in Eukaryota, Fungi, Ascomycota, Pezizomycetes, Pezizales, Tuberaceae. Gene Ontology annotation, biological process: transcription initiation at RNA polymerase II promoter. Gene Ontology annotation, cellular component: transcription factor TFIIE complex. The record is from RefSeq and is a predicted model, not a curated record. The coding region runs from base 1194 to 2051 and encodes 285 amino acids. The transcript has a single exon.